Messenger RNA from Micromonas commoda, 1074 nucleotides. RefSeq lists its product with no specific name. The coding region runs from base 1 to 1074 and encodes 357 amino acids. The transcript has a single exon. Gene Ontology annotation, molecular function: protein-L-histidine N-pros-methyltransferase activity. The record is from RefSeq and is a predicted model, not a curated record. Lineage: Eukaryota; Viridiplantae; Chlorophyta; Mamiellophyceae; Mamiellales; Mamiellaceae.
AUGGAGCGCGCGCGCGCGUGGCUGGGGUUCCCCGCCGAGGGCGCGGUGGAGAACCUGACCGUCGUGUGCGCGCACUGCAACGCGAGACUGACGCCGUCGCAGAUGGACUACGACGCGGCGCGGGAGAGGCUCGACCCGACGCUGGCGGCGGUGUUUCGCCCGCUUCGCAGGGACGACGCCACGAACGACUUCUUGAUGCGGUCGUCGAGACGGCCGUGGGUGGUCAACUGGGCGCAGAGCUACGCGUGCACGCAGCUGCGCAGGUUCGUGUCCCUCACCGACGCGAACGCCGUGUUGGGCAGAGGGAAGAUGAUGGUGCUCACCGAGACGCAGGCGCGCGAUCUCCUGGGUGGGGGGGGCGACGGGGGUGCCGACCGGGGUGCCGACCGGGGUGCCGACCGGGGUGCCGACCGGGGUGCCGAGAGGAAAGGCACGCUCCUGGACGUGGGCGCCGGCGAGGGCGAGGUGACGACACAGCUGGCGGCGGGUGGUUCGUUCGGAUCCGUCGUCGCCACCGAAGCGUCGCCGCCGAUGUGCCGCGCGCUACGCGCCAAGGGCUUCGACCUCGUGGUCCAAUCGACCACCAUCGAGGACGUCGCGUCACUCGCCAAAAAGGCGAACGUGCGCCACUUGCGACCCGACGGAAAGUUUGAGUGCAUAUCGCUGCUCAACGUCCUCGACAGGUGCGACGCGCCGUUCACGCUCUUAACGCAGCUGAGGUCCUUGCUCGCGCCCGGCGGGACGCUGGUGCUCGCGGUGGUGAUCCCGUUCAGGCCCUUCGUCGAGGACGGCAAAACGCACCGGCCGCCGAGAGAGAGGUUGCCGCUGCCGACGGACGGGACCUGGGAGGACGGCGCUUCACAGCUGUGGCGGAAAGUUUUAAAACCCGCGGGUUUCACGUGCCGACGGCUGGCGAGGACGCCGUACAUCUGCGAGGGGGACCAGCGAAACGCGGCGUACGUGCUCGACGACGCGGUGUUCGUGCUGUCCGCUUCCGACGCGGGUGCCGACGAGGGUGCCGACGAGGGUGCCGACGAGGGUGCCGAGUCGGUGGAGGACGGCGCGGGCAUAUGA